CCACGAGCUCCUUCUCUUCUCCGCCUUCCACCCCUCAGCGAGCCCCCAACCCCACGCACCCUCCUCCUCGGCGGCGGCGGCGGCGGCGGCGACGAUGCAGAUGGCAGCGACCCCCACCGAUUCCCAGGCGUCCGUGCCGCCUCACCACCCACACGCUCACCCCCACCCACCUCCGCAGCACGCGCACCCGCACCACCACAUGCCGCAGCCGCGGUGGGUCGUCAUCCCCUACCCGCCGCCGCCGCCCAUGGUGGCCGCGCCACCGCCGCAGUUCGCCAAGCACUUCUCCGCCGGGCCGCCGCCGCCGGCGCCCGCCUCGGCCGGGCGCCGCACGCCGACCCCGCCCGUGGCCGGAUCCGGCGGGAACGGGUGCGAGGAGAAUAAGACGAUUUGGGUCGGCGACCUCCACUACUGGAUGGACGAGAACUACCUCCACAGCUGCUUCGGACCCAGUGGCGAGGUGGUGACAAUAAAAGUUAUCCGCAAUAGGCAAACUGGACAGUCAGAGGGGUAUGGUUUUGUAGAGUUCUAUUCUCAUUCAUCAGCAGAAAAAGCUCUUCAGAAUUUUACUGGUCAUGUGAUGCCUAACACUGAUCGAGCUUUUAAGUUAAACUGGGCAUCUUAUAGCAUGGGUGAAAAGCGAUCUGAAGUGGCUUCUGACCACUCGAUAUUUGUUGGUGAUCUAGCUGCUGAUGUUACUGAUGAAAUGUUGAUGGGGCUUUUCGCUACCAAGUACCGAUCGGUGAAAGGAGCUAAAGUUAUUAUUGAUGCAAACACAGGCCGUUCUAGGGGCUAUGGAUUUGUUAGAUUUGGAGAUGAUAACGACAAAUCUCAUGCAAUGACUGAAAUGAAUGGUGUAUAUUGCUCUACGAGGCCAAUUCGUAUAGGACCUGCUACUCCCAGAAGAUCAGGCGAUUCUGGCUCCUCAACACCUGGUCGUUCAGAUGGUGAUUCCUAUAACAGAACGGUGUAUGUUGGCGGGCUCGACCCAAAUGUCAGUGAGGAUGAACUUAGGAAAGCCUUUGCCAAAUAUGGUGAUGUUGCGUCUGUAAAAAUUCCUCUAGGAAAGCAGUGUGGCUUUGUUCAAUUUGUUAGCAGAACUGAUGCGGAAGAAGCACUACAAGGACUGAAUGGAUCAGUCAUUGGAAAGCAGGCAGUUCGCCUUUCAUGGGGCCGCAGCCCAUCACAUAAGCAGUCUAGGGCCGACUCCAGCAACCGAAGGAACAUGUACUACGGCACACCAUUCUACGGUGGAUACGGCUACGCCUCCCCUGUGCCGCACCCUAACAUGUACGCCACCGCCUAUGGCGCCUAUCCUUUCUACGGCAACCAGCAGCUGGUGAGCUAAAGAGCUUCUCUCUGUUCCAUCCCCUCCGAUGGAAAACAAGGUUUUGGUCCGGUGAGCAUAGUGGCGUCAAGUGAGAGGUUAUAGAGUGUCCUAAAAAGUGGUGAGAUAUGUUGAACGGAUGGUACCUGUAGUGUGGCGUGUGUCGCAGAAACUAGAACUCAAGGCUUGUACACCAGGAGUCAUUGGUAUUCUUUCAAGAAAUUUUGACUUGCUAAUAAAUUAAACUAUUGUUUGUGCGUCCA
This is a messenger RNA of Phragmites australis (common reed), 1590 nucleotides long. Its product is annotated as polyadenylate-binding protein RBP47-like. The transcript is spliced from 6 exons. Gene Ontology annotation, molecular function: mRNA binding. Bases 95 to 1348 code for a protein of 417 amino acids. Lineage: Eukaryota; Viridiplantae; Streptophyta; Magnoliopsida; Poales; Poaceae. The record is from RefSeq and is a predicted model, not a curated record. Gene Ontology annotation, cellular component: cytosol.